UUUCAUUGAUUGGACUUGUUAUCUGACCUAUUAAUAGUACCAUAGUUAAUGUUCAGAAUUGGACUAAAAUUUUCUAAGGCAAAUGGGAGGUUUAUUAAAUAUAGCCGUUAUAACAGUGUUGUUCUAAACAUUUUCACAUUCUUUUACAUCCUUUGAGUUACAGCAUACAGUUAUACAAAAUAAAGCAAUUGAAAGGUGAAAGCUUCAAUUAAGUGAAAGUUUAAGUCAACAGUAUUUAUCUUUUGGGAAAAUGGCUUUAUGCAUUCAGGACAAAGUGCACCUACCCUCUAUAAUGCAAUGUGACCUUUGCCCAAAUCCUGUUGUGCACAUAACCUAUACACUUGGAUCCUCAUUCCCCAGAUGGCACUGCACUUAUCCAGAAGCAGAUAUAUUUGACCAUGAUUUCUGGGACUUUAUUUGUGCUUGUACUGCUGUGUGGAGUAGAAGCUGGCAAGGUUUUGGUGUUGCCAGGCGAGUACAGUCACUGGCACAACAUGCGUGCGAUCAUUGACGCGCUGGUCGAUCGUAACCACAGUGUGACUGUUCUGGUCAGUUCUUCAUCACCUACUGUACCGCACACACGGAAGGAGCGGUUCGAUUUCAAUGUGUUUAGAGUCAACACGAAGAAAGAAGAGGCCAAUGCUGUGUGGAUUGACUUCAUUCACCUCUGGAUGAAUGACACAGCCAGUAAAUACGAGACCGUGGUCAACAUCUGGCGAGUGAUGUCAAACUUCAUGUUGCUGGCUACUGACAUAUGCAGCGGCAUGUUUCACAAUGAGGAUCUUUUACACACGCUUCAGGAAUCUCAUUAUGAUGUGCUGUUUUCUGAUCCAAUGAUGCCAUGCACUGACUUGAUGGCACAGAAGCUGAAUAUCCCACACGUCCUGUCGCUGCGUGCAACAUUUUCGUAUACUUUUGAGCGGCUUUGUGGUCAGAUGCCUGCGCCGCCAUCCUACGUUCCUGCAGCCGCUUUGCAAGAUCACCUCACCGAUCAUAUGAGCUUCACAGAGAGAGUUGAAAACAUGCUCCACUACAUCAUACAUACAUCUAUAUUUCGACUGAACAUGAAGUUCACCUUUGAUCAGAUUUACACUGAAAUAUGGGGCAAACCCACAACAAUGUGUGAGACCAUGGGAAAAGCAGACAUCUGGUUGAUUAGAACUUACUGGGAUUUCGAGUAUCCACGUCCACUACUGCCGAAUUUUAAAUUUGUUGGAGGACUACACUGCAAACCAGCCAAGCCUCUGUCAAAGGACCUGGAGGAGUUUGUGCAGAGCUCAGGAGAUCAUGGCAUCGUUGUCUUCUCACUGGGUUCCAUGAUCGGCAACUUGACAUUGGAAAGAGCAAACGUUAUUGCUUCUGCUCUAGGUCAAAUCCCACAAAAGGUUGUUUGGCGUUAUAAUGGGAAAACACCAGAAACUCUCGCCCCCAACACAAAACUCUAUGACUGGAUCCCACAGAAUGAUUUGCUUGGUCAUCCAAAAACAAAGGCCUUCAUAACCCACGGUGGGACAAAUGGACUGUAUGAGGCUAUUUAUCAUGGUGUCCCAAUGGUGGGCUUGCCACUGUUUGCUGACCAGCCUGAUAACCUAAUGCACAUGAAAACCAAAGGAGCUGCUGUUUUUCUUGAUAUCAACUCAAUGCAGUCCAAAGACCUGGUGGAUGCUCUCAAGACUGUCAUAAAUAAUCCAUCGUACAAGGAGAGCAUCAUGAGACUGUCCAGAAUCCACCAUGAUCAGCCGAUGAAGCCUCUGGACCGGGCAGUUUACUGGAUCGAAUUUGUGAUGCGGCAUAAAGGAGCUAAACAUCUACGAGUUCAGGCUCAUGAUCUGAGCUGGUAUCAGUACCACUGCCUGGAUGUAGUGGCCUUCUUACUCUCAAUCGUUGCACUGAUCACAUUCCUCUUCAUUAAAACAUGCCGUUGCCUUUUCCGUAAAUGUUUCAGAAAGACUCGUCCUGAUGCCAAAGCACAAAAGCGUAAAAAAGAGUGAAUGCAAAGUAGGUUUCCAGCAUUGCCAUCAGUUGACUGUGGUAUGUGUGUUGUCACGUGUGUAUGAUGGCCAGUGUGCAUUUAGUCUACAUUCCAAACUUGAAAUACAUGUGAAUGUUCAUGUAAAAUAAAUUAAAAGUGCCUCAGGUUAAAUAUAGUGCAGGAAACCCUUUUCUUUCUGCCGUCAUGUUUUUACUACUAUUGAACUAUGACAAAAAUGAAUGGUCCAUCUAUUCUCUGUGUUCUGUGUAAAAAGGGUGACAGGUGAGUGCAAUACAUGUGUGUAGUAAAAGCCCAUAGUUAAGAGUGACAUAAAACAUUCUGCAUUAUUUGCUGAAUGAAAUCCAAUAACUGUUCAAUACUAAUUGAUUGAUUCUGAUCCUGAAAGUAGUACUUUUGUUCUAAUGCAUGUCAGUUUUUCUCACAAAAUAUGCUGCAUUUCAGAGCAGUUUUGCUUCAGAUAGCUGUUUAUAAGGAAUAACAUGAGAUUUAAAAAUUCAUAUUCAGACACACCUUAUUUAAAGUUUAACAAGUUGCAUUUAAUAUCAGUCAGUUGGGGGCAGUUGAUCUAAAAGUUGAGUGUGUUUUUAUUAAAAUAAUUUGCCAAAGUAAAUAAAAAUCAAACAAGGUUUUCAUUUCUAAUGUAUUUUGAGUUUGCUUUGUCGAUUUUGUCGAAUAACUAGGCUACAUAUAUACAUAACUAUAUCAUGAAAUAUAUAGUUACUGUGAAAUAAAAUUAGUCAUACCGUGAAACUGAAUUUUGGUCAUCGACCAAUAAGAUGGCUUAAUUUGCCCCCCAGAUCUGUACUCUCACACCUGCAUGUACAAGUGCACAAGUGUGUUUUGCUACAGGAAUAUGUCAAAGCCUUAGAUUUUGAAGCUGUCCUGCCAGUUCUGAGAGGCUAUACAAGCUGACUUGUGGUUGUAGAGUGAAACUGAAGUAAAGUGCAAAAGUAAAUAUGUUGUA
Messenger RNA from Carassius auratus (goldfish), 2957 nucleotides. RefSeq names its product UDP-glucuronosyltransferase 2A1-like. The transcript has 6 exons. Gene Ontology annotation, molecular function: glucuronosyltransferase activity. Lineage: Eukaryota; Metazoa; Chordata; Actinopteri; Cypriniformes; Cyprinidae. The record is from RefSeq and is a predicted model, not a curated record. The coding region runs from base 399 to 1991 and encodes 530 amino acids.